GAAAUGCACCGAACUUCACUUAGCUCACGUGACAUGAGCGUUUUGAACCACACCAGAGCCCCCUUUUAGAAAUUCCUUGACCAGACCACACACUUCAGCAGUGUAUCGAAACAUCUGCGCUUGGGAAGUUCGACAUAGCGUUGAAACGUCAGCUUCCCAGUUACUACUUGCAGGAGCUGGGCUAGGGAUUGGCCCGAAAGCUAACUCACAUAUUCGUCUUGGCUGAUAGCUGCUGAAUAUUUGUGAUUGUGUAGAGACGAUGAUGUUGAAAACAUGAAGAACCAUAACAUUUGUUAGGAUUUUUUUCCAUGGUGUCAAAGUACUCCAACUUCGGUGCAGUUUUUGUGACCCAUGGAGAAUUAUUUCCAGACAGAAGCCUUGAAUCUGGACAAGGUGCUGGAUGAGUUUGAGCAAAAUGAAGAUAAGACGGACAGCUCGACACUCUCUGACGCCAGAUGGACCCCGAUCCUGGCCCCUCCACCUAAUUUUUCUGUAGGCAGCCCUUUCAUCUUAAAACCAACGGAUUCUUCUGCUUCCUUGGUUUAUGGGCCCUUCAGGAAGCUGUCUCCAGUAUUGCAGUCUGAGGUCUGGAGUGAGGAUAAUAAUCUGUUGGAUAUCCACGGUCCCAUACUCCCUCAGCCCACCAUUGGCAAACUGCUGACCAACAGACAGCACGAGGGGUUCAACAAUGGCUACCUUUUUAGUGAAAAGAAUACCGGUGUCCCUGAGAAGAUUUUUGUCCAUGGCCAGGUCACCAGCACUCCAUCUGACAGUCCAGCAGUUAACAGAGAUGAAGGAUCUUUCUUGCACAAUUUGGGACAUGAGAAGUGGGGCAUGCUAGCAAUAAGGAAUGAGGCUUCAUCCACAGACAUGACAUCUGGAACAUGUGGAGAGGUCAGUAGUGGUGAGUGUUGUGGCUUAGGGCAGUCUUUCAUCCAGGACUCCACAUUAAUGGAUGACUAUGACAGGAGUACAACAGUAUCUGAGACCACUGAAUAUGGUAGUGGACCUGAAAACAAGGCGAUAGCAGAGAAUAGGAUGUACUCUGAUACUCUAAGAGAAAGGGAAAAGAAAGAAAAAAAGACAAUGGAAGAAGAUCGUCAGUAUGUAAAUGAGUCUCUCUCAAUAACAGCAAGACUGUCUCCUGACUGCUGCAAAUACAGACAAAUGACAUUAUCUCUCCAGUCCCUGGGUCCCUCUAAGGAGGACUCUGUGAUGGAGGAGAAGGAGGUGGAGGAGAGUAGACCGGAAGAGACCACAGAAGCAGAAAAGAAGCUUAAUAGUGGAGGUGCAAGGCCCAAACAGCCAGUCAGCCUUAAGCUUCCGCCGAUUUUAGGACAGGCUCAGAAUGAGUUUAGGGCUUCUGAGAAAACAGGGCACCUUGAUGUUCAGAACCAAGCCAAUAGUGUGGCUGCACCACCUUUAUUUCAUGGAUUAGAAGGCCGGUGUGACUUUGGGGUUGUCAGACUGAAUGAUGAAAACAGCAAGCCCUCUCCUCCCAGGCUUUUGGGGCCAUUUGAGAGCCCAGACAAUGACCUCAAAGCUGGACCGCGGGAGGCACUAUUUAAGGAGCCCCUUGGAGAAGUGGCCCCAGUCUGGGUGCCUGAUUCAAAGGCACCAAUCUGUAUGAAGUGUGAGAUCAAGUUCACCUUCACCAAACGGAGGCACCACUGCCGGGCCUGUGGAAAGGUGUUCUGUGCAGCUUGCUGCAGUCUGAGGAGCAAACUGAUGUACAUGGACAGGAAGGAAGCAAGAGUUUGUGUCACCUGUCACUCUACUUUGAUGAAUUGUAAGUUAGCACAAUCUGGGGAGAAUACAGUAAACUGCCGCUAUCCCAGGUCCAACCCCAACAACACCGCUGAGCCCUGCUCUGCCCCCCCUCACCUCCAGCAGACUGAGACCCAGCCACUCAGCUCAGCACACCUAUCUGUAACGCAGCAUAGCUCUGAAGACUCCCUCCCUGAUGACCAAAGAAGAUUAUUGUUUGCUGAUGGGGUUCAACGCAAUGCAGAGGCAACUGAGCAGACAUCUGCCACUCAGACUUUGGCAACUCAACAGUUCUCAAAUCAAACCCACGCAGUGAGUGGGACUGAGGUGGUUCAAGGUCAUAGAGUUGGACAAGUGAACCCGUUGGGCAACUCCAUCAGCCUGAUUCCUGCAGACGGACUUCCACCCAUUCUAAUCUCCACUGGCAUCAAAGGAGGUACGGGAGGCCACAGAACAGACUCUAAUGUGGAGGAGAAGCCUUCUGAGAGGGAGCUCAUGCAGCGGCUGGAGGAAGAUGGGCCUGACCCCCUGGUGUUCAUCCUUAAUGCUAACCUGCUGGCUAUGAUCAAACUGGUCAACUAUGUGAACAGGAAGUGCUGGUUUGUCACAACGAAGGGCAUGCAUGCCGUGGGUCAGGCGGAGGUGGUGGUGUUGCUGCAGUGCCUGCCGGAUGAGAAGACCAUUCCAAAGGACAUCUUUUGCCACUUUGUGCAGAUCUAUCAGGAGGCUCUUUCAGGUAACGUGUUGGGCCACCUGGGCCACUCAUUCUUCACUCAGAGCUUCCUCGGAAGUAAGGAGCAUGGAGGUUUCCUGUACGUAACUCCAACCUUCCAGUCUGUACAGGACCUGCUUCUUCUUCCCGAUCCACCCUACCUGUUUGGAAUCUUGAUCCAGAAGUGGGAGACUCCUUGGGCCAAGGUCUUUCCUAUCCGUCUAAUGCUUCGGUUAGGUGCCGAGUACAGAUUUUAUCCUUGUCCAUUGGUCAGUGUGAGGUUCAGAAAACCACUUUUUGGAGAGACCGGUCAUACCAUCAUAAAUUUGCUUGCGGACUUCCGUAACUAUCAGUACACACUGCCCAUGGUGGCAGGCUUGGUUGUUGAUAUGGAGGUUAGGAAGACGUCUAUUAAGAUUCCAAGCAAUCGCUACAAUGAGUUAAUGAAAGCCUUGAAUAAAUCUAAUGAGCAUGUACUGGCCAUGGGUGCUUGCUUCAAUGAGAGGGCCGACUCUCACCUUGUGUGUGUUCAGAGCGAUGAUGGCAACUACCAGACUCAGGCUAUCAGUGUUCAUCACCAGAUACGUAAAGUGACCGGUGCAUGCUUCUUUGUCUUCAGUGGUUCUCUGAAGGCUUCUUCUGGAUACCUGGCCAAGACCAGCAUAGUUGAAGAUGGUGUGAUGGUGCAGAUCACAGCAGAGACUAUGGAAGAGCUGCGCCGGGCCCUGAAGGACAUGAAGGACUAUAGCAUAUCCUGUGGCAAUACGGAACAGGAGCAGGAGCAUGUUCAUAUUCAGUGGACAGAAGAUGAUCAUAACUUUAAUCAGGGCGUCACCAGUCCCAUAGAUGGAAAGUCCAUGGAAUCCAUCAACAGCAUCAAGAUACUCCAUGGUCCUGAGUACAAGGCCAACGAGAAAGUCAUUCGCUGGACAGAGGUGUUCUUCUUGCGGAAUGAGGACCGACCCUAUGUCCUUAAUGACCCGGCGGAGCAUAGUCGUCUUUCAGAGAGUGUGGCACGGGCCUUCUGUGCGGCCCUAUGCCCACAUUUGAAAAUGCUGAAGGAAGAUGGCAUGGCCAAAUUGGGCCUGCGUGUAACCCUGGACUCGGAUCAGGUGGGUUACUUGGUUGGAAGUAAUGGACAACCAUUGUUGCCACAGUACCUGAGUGAUCUGGACUCUGCCCUGAUACCAGUGAUCCAUAGUGGGGCCUGUCAGCUGAACGAAGGCCCCGUGGUCAUGGAACUCAUCUUCUACAUCCUGGAGAUCAUUUUUUAAGACACCAACAACGUCAAGACACUAACCGAUAACAUGAAAUCUUGUGACGCUAGCUGAAUUUUUUGCAGCAUUCUUCACAGCUUUAAACCUCUGUCUCUUGCAUGUGCUGAAGCAUGAGGAGCAUUUUCAAUGAAAAUCAAUCACCCAGUGAUCAAUCACCCAGUGAUUGUUCUGUCUAAUCCUUGUUCUCCAGCCUUGAGAUUUGCAGUAUUUUGAGUAUGGAUUGAUUCCUACAGAGAAAGUGGAAAAAAGCCGAUCGAUUCCCCUGCAAUUUGCUUUUGACUCUUUUGUCUGACAGUGACUGAGGCUGUUAUUUUUUUAAACGCUGUUUGUAUGGGUUGUCAUCCUAACCAUAAGCUAAAAUAAAUCAAUAUAAUCAAUGAAUGAACUGGAAUCAAAGCUAUUGUAGAUGGAUUGCAGUAGAGAGUGGAGAUGACGUGUGUGGAAAGUAACUGAAUGGAUGGGGGAGAUGGGAUGAACAAUAAAACCUGUAAAACCC
Clupea harengus (Atlantic herring) is the source of this 4252-nucleotide messenger RNA. RefSeq names its product zinc finger, FYVE domain containing 9a (gene zfyve9a). Gene Ontology annotation, cellular component: early endosome membrane. NCBI's taxonomy places the organism in Eukaryota, Metazoa, Chordata, Actinopteri, Clupeiformes, Clupeidae. The record is from RefSeq and is a predicted model, not a curated record. Gene Ontology annotation, molecular function: metal ion binding. Gene Ontology annotation, biological process: endosomal transport; liver development.